Lathyrus sativus (Indian pea) is the source of this 987-nucleotide messenger RNA. The record is from the annotation of a GenBank genome assembly. Lineage: Eukaryota; Viridiplantae; Streptophyta; Magnoliopsida; Fabales; Fabaceae.
AUGUUUGCAAUGUCUUUGUUUUACCAAUCACAAACAUUAUUGGGCUGUGUAAGUAUUCUUAAUCCUAAUCUUAAUCCUAGGUACUUGUGUUUGUGCAAAUCAAGGUCAUGGAAAGUUCUAUCCACACCCCCACCAUCUUCAGUUAUAUUGAAUGCAGAUGAAGGUGGGAGAUUUUCAAAGAAGAUUCAUUCCUCAAAUGAUGUUUCUGUUAGGAAUGAUUUUGUUACUCCUUUUGGUUAUCAAGGAACAACUGUUGGAAUCAUUGGAGGCAUGUCUGUUGAUGCAACUCUCAAUUUUCUAAGAAAACUUGUGGAGUUGAGUUCACAAGAUGGACAAAGCCCUAUUCCUUUUUUGCUUUGUUCUGAUCCAAUUUUGAAUAAGGAGCUUCUUUCCUAUGAAAGGAGUUUGGAAAGUUUUAAACUUGAUUCUCCUGAUAUUGUGAAAAGUCUUAGAAAUAAAAGGGUUUUUCUUGAGAAUUCCGGGGCUCGUUGCAUAGUCAUGCCUUGUAAUGUUUCGCAUUCUUGGUAUGAACAAGUGUCUAAUGGAUGUUCUGUGCCUUUUCUUCAUAUGGCUGAUUGUGUUGCUCAGGAACUUAAGGAAGCUAAGUUAAAGCCGCUUGAAGCUGGUAGUCCUUUGAGGAUUGGAGUGCUUGCAACAAAUGCAACUCUUGCAGCUGGUUUUUACAAAGAGAAGCUUCAAAAUGAAGGUUUUGAGGUUAUCCUGCCUGAUAGAGCCACUAUGGAGCAUACAGUGAUACCUGCGACUGAAGCUUUGAGUCGAAAAGACAUGGAAGGGGCAUGCAAUCUUUUGAGAAUUGCACUUCAAGUUCUUUUGGUGAGGGCAGUUAAUUUUGUUAUACUUGCUUCUGAUGAAAUGCGGGAUGUCUUACCCCACGAUGAUCCUCUUCUCAAGAAAUGUAUUGAUCCAAUGGAAGUAUUAGCUCGGUCAACUAUCAAAUGGGUAAGAUCUUCGGGAGAAAAUACGUGA